AUGGCGCAAAACAGGCACUGGGAGCAGGACAAGGACGCCACCAUCUACAUGGGCAACAUUGACGAGCGCGCCACGCCCGCCAUGAUGUACGAGAUCAUGCUGCAGAUGGGCCCCAUCCACAACAUCCACAUGCCUCGCGACCGCGUCACCCAAUCCCACCAGGGCUUUGGCUUCGUCGAGUUCCGCGCCCCCGCCGACGCUGAGUACGCCGCGGCCGUCAUGAACGGCAUCAAGCUCUUCGGCAAGUCCCUGCGCGUCAACAAGGCCUCCGCCGACCGCUCCCGCACCGGCCCCGGCGGCGGCCCCGGCGGCACCACCGAGAUUGGCGCGGAGCUCUUCGUCGGCAACCUCGACCCCGCCGCCGACGAGCGCGUCCUCUACGACACCUUUUCCCGCUUCGGCCCGCUGCUGUCGCUGCCAAAGGUGGCGCGCGACGACGCCGGCGUGUCAAAGGGCUUCGGCUUCGUCAGCUUCGGCGACUUUGAGAGCGCGGACGCGGCGCUCGAGGGGCUCGCGGGCCAGUACCUCCUCAGCAACCAGGUCACGGUGCAGUACGCGUUCAAGCGCGACGGCAAGGGCGAGAGGCACGGCGACCAGGCGGAGCGCGAGCUCGCGGCGCAGGCUAGGAAGCGCAACGUCCUCCCCGAGGCCGUUCCCCUCCCCCCGGGCUUCCUCAACCCGCCUCCCGCCGCCGCCGCGCCGCCGGCGCAGCAACCCGGCAGCAACGGCUCCCUUGCUGCGGCGCCAUCCACGACGCCGCAGCCGCCGGCAGGUUUUGUAGUGCCGCCGCCGGGCAUGCCGCCGGGCAUGCACAUGGGCGCUCCUCCUCCCGGCUUCGCCCCGCCGCCCCGCGGGCCCUCGCCGUACAGCAACAACAACGCCGGGCAGGUACCGCCACCUUCCUCUGCCGGCCGUGGCGGCGCUCCCCUACCGCCUGCGCCGUCGGGUUUGCCCGCGCGCCCGCCCCAGAGCCAGGGCGGCUACAACAACCCGGCCGACUACCACCCGAGCGGCGGCAGCGGCAGCAGCUACCGCGGCGGUGCGCCUGCCCCGCCUCCCCCCGGCUUCCCCGGUGCGCCUCAGCAGCAGCAGCAGCAGCAGCCUCCUCCUGGGUUCGGCGCGCCGGGCAACGGCGCUCCUCCGCCGCCGGGCUUCUUACCGCCGCCGCCGGGCUUCCCGCAGCAAGCCCCUCCUGGCUACCCCCGUCGAUGA
Cordyceps fumosorosea ARSEF 2679 is the source of this 1212-nucleotide messenger RNA. Its product is annotated as Nucleotide-binding, alpha-beta plait. Gene Ontology annotation, biological process: positive regulation of mRNA splicing, via spliceosome. Gene Ontology annotation, molecular function: RNA binding. The record is from RefSeq and is a predicted model, not a curated record. The transcript is spliced from 2 exons. Gene Ontology annotation, cellular component: U12-type spliceosomal complex; nucleolus. Lineage: Eukaryota; Fungi; Ascomycota; Sordariomycetes; Hypocreales; Cordycipitaceae. Bases 1 to 1212 code for a protein of 403 amino acids.